Messenger RNA from Pogona vitticeps (central bearded dragon), 2915 nucleotides. It is a transcript of the gene LRRC70, whose product is annotated as leucine rich repeat containing 70. Gene Ontology annotation, cellular component: plasma membrane. Gene Ontology annotation, molecular function: protein binding. Lineage: Eukaryota; Metazoa; Chordata; Lepidosauria; Squamata; Agamidae. The record is from RefSeq and is a predicted model, not a curated record.
UAGGAACAGUUGCAAAAUCUGCGACAAAAUAUGAGAAACUAGAAUGUUAUCUUGAAAGUUGCUGAAAUAAAUUCAAAUAUAUGAAUAAAUUAGUCAGCCAGGUAAACUGAAGAAGAAGAAAUUUUAGCUGAAAGAAUGAGCAUCACAUUCUGGCAUAACCAGAGAUGACUGGGAGAGUCAGAGCCUGGGACAUGUAUCAGCCUCAGUGUCUUGGGCCAUUUUGGCAGAUUUUAAAUUGCCUACUUCUGCUGCUAAUCCAAAAGGAUAUACUUUGCUGUCCAUCUGUUUGCCAGCACUGUACAGGCAGACAAGCUGACUGCCGUAAUUCAGGCCUAUCCUCUAUUCCAAAGAAUUUCUCACAAAAUACUAUAUUUUUAUAUUUAAGUGGGAAUAAUAUAUCGUACAUAAAUCCAAAUGAACUGAUCAACCUUCACCAGCUUGCUGUGUUACACUUGGAUAAUUCUAGUAUUUUAUAUGUGUACCCGAAAGCAUUUGCUAAAUUUAAGAAACUGUGGUACCUACAUCUGAAUAAUAAUCAAAUAAAACACCUGGAUGGCGGAACAUUUGAAGGACUUUCAAAUCUUCAUUCUUUAUAUCUGCAAAAUAAUGAAAUUGCUUUUGUUCCUGGAGGAUUAUUUAGUGAUCUCACUUCAGUUCAGUAUCUAAUGCUUCAAAGCAAUCAUCUCAGCAUCCUUGGUAAUGGCACUUUCUUUGGAAUGAUUAGACUUCAGAUUCUUAACCUAGCUAACAAUAAUAUUUCAUGGAUAUCACCUGCAGCAUUUCAUCACCUUGACAGCCUUACACGUUUAUUCCUUGGAGGAAACAGUUUAACACAUGUGCCAUCAAAUGCCCUUGUGGUGUUGAAAAAUCUUGAGAGACUUUCAUUGUCGCUUAACCCUAUUGUUUCAAUACCUCCCUUUGCAUUUGAAGGACUUGACAGCCUUCAGUAUCUGUCCUUAAAGAGUGCAAACAUAAAGGCAAUCAGUGUGAAUGGUUUUUCAGGGCUGAAGAAUCUUAAAAAGUUAAUUUUGAGCAAUAAUAAGUUAGAAAGUAUUGAUUCCAAUACCUUUGGAUUGUUGGAUAAUUUAAUGUAUCUGCAACUUGAUAGAAACAAAAUAAUCAAUAUUGCAGAUGAUACUUUUGAAAAAAUGGGAUCCUCUUUGAAGAUACUUAAUCUGGCAUUUAAUAAUCUUACAUCUUUGCAUCCUAAAGUGUUUGAGCCUUUGGAAUCCUUAAUUCAUUUACAGGCAAAUUACAAUCCUUGGAAUUGUAGCUGCAAAAUGUUUGGGCUAAUUAAAUGGCUAGCAUCUUCUCCUGUCUCUGUAAAAAUUCAGUGCCAAAAUAUUGCUAGUUUGCACGGAAGGCACCCAAAUUACACUAAAUGGGGUUCAUUUAGAAACUGUUUCAAUGCUACCAGAAGUCCUGAAAUAAUCAACAGUGUUAAACCAGCAGGUACCAGCACCACCGCUUUAUUGAUGGCAUGGCAUAAAAAUUACACAAACAGUACAACCUAUGAACAUUUGACUAUUCAUGCAAACACAGUGACUUUAUGGACAGAAGCAUCUACAACAUCUAGUCAAAAACUUUAUGAAGAAUAUUCCAAUGGGAACCUGGGACAAGCAGCUUCAAUGUUAACUGCACAAAUACCAGCCCAGAAUUUCCUUGUGAAUUUGACCAUGGAAGAAAACAGUAUAUCUCCUCCAGAAGCUGCUUCUGUGUCGUUUAAAACGGCUUUAAUCUGUGCACAGCAGGUUGAGAAACUAAAUCAUGCCUUUGAUACAUUAUUAACUUUUUUUAUUUUGGCUUGUGCUGUGAUCAUCUUUUUGAGCUACAAAAUCAUUCAAUUUAGGCAGAAGCUCAGAGUGCAAAAGAACAAUGACAAUGGAAUAGAAUACUAUGGCUUUUAUCAAGCUGGUAGCUACAGUGUAGCUAAUUCAACUGGACAUGCACCUCAGAAUCCACUGGGAGGUUCAGAACCAGAACACAGUCAACUUUCUAAACCAGCACCACUGGAAAAUCAAGCACAAGUCAUCUUGUUUGAACAUUCCGCAUUGUAGUAUGCUUGGCAGGAUUUGGGACCUGUGUGUGCAAAAUGAUGUUUUAUGAAUAUGGUGUUUUAUGAAUAAUGGUUUCACUGCUGAUAUUUGGAGAUGGGGAUCUCAACCUGCUUUUCCCCUUCGAACACUGGGAUUAGUUUUUGUCAUUUCAAUGGCUGCAUUUUUAUAUGAUCCUUAAUUUUAUUCUAUGUUAUGAUGCUUCUGUUGUAUUCUUUCUGUGGAAAACAAAUAUUUUCAGUGGAGAUUUUUUUUAAGCUUACGUAGUACAUGUAAAUUUAUAGCUGAUUACUAACUUUGCGUUGAUACAUGUUCAGUGUACUUCCUACAACAUAUACUAAAUACUUCAUGUAAAGCUCAUAGCCUUUUCAUAUAUUCAUUAGUUUUAAAUGAUAGGUGCAAUAUAAGACAAUAUGCAGAUAAAUAAAUAAAGCUGCCUUACUAUCAGGCCCAUGAAAUGUCAUCAUUUUGUGGGACUAAGUAGUUGUUCCUGAAAGAUCAUGAAAUGAUACCACUAGUGAAAUGCAUCAUGAUUUAUCUGUAGAGCACAAUAGUUAACUGAGUUUGAGAUGACUUUUAUCAUUAGCUGUAGUAGAUAGUCUUCAGAAGAAAAAAAAUAUGUUUAAAUAUAUAAAAUGUUUGUGUAUUCUUUCAUACAUUUUUGCCAGUUGUGUAUGUGAUGCUAAUUCAAGAAGUUCCUAGAGUGAAAUCUUUCCAAAACAAUUCAUGGGAAGUGAUUUUUGCUAGUGCCUCCUUCUCUUUGUACCGAUCACAAUACUGUUCCAUAGGAUUGGGAUGCCUUCAGAACAGUGUAAAGGUAAAGGUUCCCCUUGACAAAUGUCCAGUCGUGUCCAACUCUAG